UAUUUUUGAUCUACAAAUAGUUCGUUGGUUUCUUAUGAAGAAUCAAUUCUCUGUAGAAGCAUUCACAUAGAAUAGGUUUAUUUUCAAGCGCGCUAAUCGUUGACGCUAGUGUCCGUGUUUGAAAAGACCAAACCCCAACAAGUUGUCUACAUUCCUGGCUUCAACAUUCAAUGGCCUGUUUCUACUGGAACACAGAACCAAUGGCUUAAUGGCGGGUUGAAAUGUACGCCUUACUGCGCAUGGGCAAAACGUCUGAAUACAUUUGAUUAAAAGAUUUUUUAACGCCGGCCAUUAACAUACAAAAGCUGACAGGACAUAUCGAAUACAACUAGGAAUCGUCUCACGUCAUUUCCGGUAAUUAAAAUCGAUACCCUUAACGUAGCGGUGUUCGAUAAGGGGAAUAAGUUGAACGAAUUCUUCUUGUGGUUGAGAGUUACCCGCCCGUUUCAACGCUCGCGGCUUACAUAGGUCUACGUGUAUGUCCUACAGUCAACUGGACCUCACUUACAGAGGUAAGCUGAGUUAACAACCCGAGGUACAGCAACCCGAGGUACAGCAACCCGAGGUACAGCAACCCGAGGUACAGCAACCCGAGGUACAGCAACCCGAGGUAAGGUUGCUGGUAGGCCCGGGAUUGAUGUCCACGUCCUACUGAGGUGACUGGUGUAUAACCUGAGGGAGUGAGGGAGAGAGGCCAGAGCUAUGGAACACGGGAGGGACACCGGCCAGGGGUCGAGGCGGGCCAGGACACCAAGAGGCAAACACGCGAAGUCUUCUAGAGACGAGGAGAGGGAAGGGAGAGAGUCGAGGGGAGAGAUAGGGGGAGGCAGCUCCACGGAGAGGGUGGUGCUGGAGAGACGGAGCUACGGACCCUGGCAGACCCCGAACUACGAGGAUCAAAUCAGCCUGGUGGAGCGGCUGGCGAACCCCAAACCCGUGCCCCCAAAUGACCCGCAGUUCGACGCCUGGGGUCAACCAUUUUGAACAGUACUGGGCCACCAGCUGUGACGGCCAAAGGCCAAGGCCAAGGUCAAGCGCGGGACCCACUCCAGAAAAACGUAGCGAAGUGAAGCGACGCCCGCAGACCACAUCUGGGAGGCAAGACACCAGCCCACAGCGGCGCCCUAACACCAGCCCACAGGGGCGCCCUAACGCCAGCCCACAGGGGCACCCUGACACCAGCCCACAGGGGCGCCCUAACGCCAGCCCACAGGGGCAGCCUGGCACCACACAGGGGCGCCCUGUCACCAGCCACGAAGGCCGGAGCAAGUCCCCAACGACCAGGAUGAGAGGCAGAAGUCAAACGAGACAGGAAAGCAGGGGCCGCUACUUGAGUUGCCAGCGCGUGACGUCAGCCCAGCUGCAGGAGAUCGUGACCCGGCUGACCCGUGACACCACGGCCCACAAGGUCAAGUGCGCGCCCAACCCCCACGUCUGGGUGGACACGUCACCCGGCGCCCACAUGGUCAGGAGGCGGCAACAGGCCGUCACGUCACAGUGACGUGACGAUGACGUGACCAGGCCAUGACGUCAUUCCGUUGGUACCGUGAUGUGGCCGUGACGUGACAACGUAUUGAUAAAGUAAAAUUAAAACAGAUGACACAUUUUCGUGACAAUCUUUCCAGAUUUUAAAUGAAAUAAAAAUAAAACCAUAUUGAAUCUUUAGCAAAUGUCAUAUUUUGAUUUUUCAUGGUACAACUAUAUACGGACUAGCUGCAUACCCGUGCUCCGCCUCGGUAAAUCUUUUUUAAAUGUACCAACUUGGGAACAGAACAAAAUAAACAAAAACACAAACACAACAAAAACAAAAACAAAAACAAAAACACAAACAAAAGACAAAACACAACCACAACACAAACACAACACAAACACAACAUUAGAAUCACCACCGAACAACACGCUUUCUUAGCCUUUCCAGCAUUAAAAAUUAAAGUCACAUAAAUAGAUCCUACGCCAUAACUUACAAUAAAACAAUGCGAUGCAAAUAAAUGUACGGCAAGUGGUGUUUACUUUUAUGGUUCUAAGAAAAUACAUUGGCAAUGUAAUUAGAAUCACCACAAAAAAUACGCUUUCCCAUGUGUCCGCGCCCAGAGAGAGCAUUUCCAGCAUUCUCUUUAAGUCUAAUUUCAUUAUCUGUUUUAAUAACACCGAAAACCAAAAACAAAAAG
Molecule: messenger RNA, 2168 nt
Organism: Physella acuta
Lineage: Eukaryota; Metazoa; Mollusca; Gastropoda; Physidae
Product: circumsporozoite protein-like
Source: RefSeq, a predicted model, not a curated record